AAAAGAUAUCCUAUAUCCUAACUUGCUCCGUAUAGCCUCUACAGCUGAAAGUCAGCUGGACGCAGCUUUACAUCUCGUGUGUCCUAGAGCAUAACCGACUUCGAAUAUCUUCCUCCAGAGUUAUCGUCGACUGUGCAAAAAUACAUUACUUCUCCAACCAUGUCCGAACCCAUCCCAGAAUCCAUUCCUACGAGUCAGGACCCUCGUAGUAAACGUCCCUUGAAGCGCCGCGCACUCACGCCUGUCUCCGAACAGGCUAAGCAGCUCGACACCCUUUUCAAAGAUCCUAGCAAGGAAAUCCACAUUCCCGCCACCUCCAAACCACGCACUGCCGCAUCUCUCGCCCCACCGCCCGAAAUUGUCGCCAAUGUGCAAGGCUCAUCUGCCGGUGCGGGCUCCGGUGAAUUCCAUGUCUACAAGGCUAGUCGGAGACGCGAAUAUGAGCGCGUGAGACUCAUGGAGGACGAAUUGAACCGGGAAAAGGCCAACGAGGAGUUUGAAAAGAAGAGAGAAGAAAUGAAGCGCAAGGAUGAAGAGAAGACAGAAAAGAAUCGGAAGAAACGAGAGAAGCGGAAGGCAGCGAAGGCGAAGAAAGGCACCGGUGACGCCGGGAACGCCACGGGAAAGGCGGACGGUAGAACUGGGGUUGGUGUCUUGAAUGGACCGGUGCUGCGUGAAAAUGGACACGAAGGCCCUGCUCAAUCGGAGCCAUGCGAAGAUCAUACCGAAGUCCCGGGUGUUAUUAUCCAUGACGAAGACUAGACUCGAUCCUCCUAUAUGCAAAAUAGUCGAGAAAAGUAAAAGGAGAAAGGCAAGGACGAUGAUACGUGUAGAUUAUGAAUGAU
Coccidioides posadasii C735 delta SOWgp is the source of this 845-nucleotide messenger RNA. RefSeq lists its product as uncharacterized. Gene Ontology annotation, molecular function: protein kinase binding; double-stranded RNA binding; protein kinase inhibitor activity. Lineage: Eukaryota; Fungi; Ascomycota; Eurotiomycetes; Onygenales; Onygenaceae. The record is from RefSeq and is a predicted model, not a curated record. Gene Ontology annotation, cellular component: nucleolus. Gene Ontology annotation, biological process: negative regulation of protein kinase activity.